AUGAAGUACCAGUCUAUUGUCUCUCUGGGUCUUGCUGCUCUCGGCACGGCCAGCCCUGUCUUCCACCACAAGGACAACGGCCAGUGUCCUCCCGGCUACUCGCCCAGUGUCUACUACAUCACCGUCACCGCGGAGGUCGCUCCUACGUCGACUUCGUCCGUUGAGUUGACCACGGCGGUCUCUUCUUCGACCACCUCGACCACCUCGACCACCUUGGCCUCGGAGACGACGGUCAGCACCACGCAGACCCCCAUCCAGCCGACCUACCAGACCUUGGUGGAAAUGCCUGCCCCUGUCGCCACGGAGGCCCCUGCUACGUCCGAGGCCGAGGCCGCUCCCGUUGAGACCACUGCCGCUGCAGAGCCCUCCACUACAUCCAGCUCUAUUCAGCAGCAGCCGACGGUUGUUGUUGUCUCAUCUGAGUCCUCUGCUGCUGCCCCUGCCCCUUCCACCACCGAGACUGAGGCUCCAGUGGUUGCUGGCCCUACCACAACCCAGGCCGCUAAGCCUGCCGUUACCACUGCCGCUUCUUCCUCUUCUUCUAACUCCAACUCGAACUCCAAUGCUGGCUCUAGCUCCUCUUCCUCGUCCUCCUCCGGCACCUCUGGUGCCACCAACUCUGGCAAAGCCACCUUCUACGGCGGCAACGUGUCCGGCGGUGCGUGCUCCUUCAGCGGAUACACCAUCCCCAGCAGCCUCUUCGGCACGGCCCUCUCGCAAGCCCGCUGGAAUGACGCCGCCUCCUGCGGCGCCUGCGUGUCGGUCAAGGGACCUGACGGAAACAGCGUCAAGGCCAUGAUCGUCGACAAAUGCCCCGAAUGUGAAUCCAACCACCUCGACCUCUUCGAGACCGCCUUCUCCGAGCUCGCCGCCACCUCGGAAGGCAUCAUCCCCAUCUCCUGGUCCUUCGUGCCCUGCGGCAUCGACUCCCCCAUCACCCUGAAGAACAAGGAAGGCACCUCCGCCUACUGGUUCUCCAUGCAGGUCGUGAACGCGAACGAGCCCGUCGAGAAACUGGAGGUCAGCACCGACGGCGGCAGCACCUGGCAGGCGACCACCCGCAGCGACUACAACUUCUUUGAGAACGAGAGCGGCUUUGGUACCGAGAGUGUUGAUGUCAAGGUCACGGCGAAGUCUGGCGGUGUGGUCACGGUUAAGAAUGUGGGUUGCCAGUCGGGAGUUGAGAAGGAGGCGACGAGUAACUUUUAA
This is a messenger RNA of Aspergillus affinis, 1209 nucleotides long. RefSeq names its product putative extracellular cellulase CelA/allergen Asp F7-like. The coding region runs from base 1 to 1209 and encodes 402 amino acids. Lineage: Eukaryota; Fungi; Ascomycota; Eurotiomycetes; Eurotiales; Aspergillaceae. The transcript has 2 exons. The record is from RefSeq and is a predicted model, not a curated record.